AUGACAGAGAUGUUUCCCUUUCGCAAUUUAGAUUUCACUAGAUUUCCUGAUGAGUCUAGUUCUUCCAAAGAUUUCAGUAAAAUUUUACAGCCCUUGUCAGGGUUUGUAGGUUUUAAUGAUCUAAGCGUCAGAAUAUUAUCCCCGUUUCACUUAUGCCAAGAUGAGUGUAUAAAGCUUACCAAUAUCCAGUCUGAAAUUUCUAAUUUGCUUUCAGCAAAGCAGCCUGUAACGUCUUCGUUUGAAAUCUCAGAGGAUCCUAGAAGCAAGUGUAGCCAAAGGAGUAGUGAGAAGUUAGAUGAAACAUCACGGUCUGAGGUUAGUGAACAGGCGCUAUCAACUACAGAAAUCAUUUGGUUGGCUGGAGAGAAAUUCAUACAAUCAAGCUCCGUAGGAGUUUAUGAUUCUUUGGAGCUUGAUUUAUCAUCCUCCACUUUUUUGCUUGGUCCAGAUAAAAAGGAAAGAGAUGUUCAAGUCAUUCAGCAUCUUCUAGCUGCAGCUGAGAAAGUAGAUGAAGAGCAGUUUGACCGAGCCAUCGUGCUCCUCAACCAGUGUGAUGAGUAUGCAUGUGCUGAAGGAAACCCUAUUCAGAGAUUGGUCUACUACUUCACCAAAGCUCUGCGAGUGAGGAUUGGUCUCAAGACAGGAAGAUUGACAUCAAAGGAUAUGGAGAAAUUGAAGUGGAUUGAUAUCACAAAAACGAUACAGUCUGCAAUCCCUACUUCCCUCAUGGUUCACAGACAUGUGCCCUUCUCUCAAGUUGUCCACCUCACUGCUGCACAGGCUAUAUUAGAAGCUGUCGCAGAAGCAAAAAGGAUCCAUAUAGUUGACCUUGAUAUCGGGAUAGGGGUGCAGUUCUCAAGCUUGAUACAAGGUCUUGCCAGUCGACAAGAGUGUCCAGUUGAGCAUCUGAAGAUUACUGCAGUCGGAACAAAAUCAAAAUCAGAAAUAGAAAAGGCAGGUGUGUGGCUUGAAGCUUUUGCAGUAUCGAUGAACUUGUCAUUCUCCUUCAAUAUAGUUAUGGUAUCAGACAUGCUAGAUCUUGAUGCAAGCUUAUUCAAGUUGAACAGCAACGAAAGCCUUGCUGUGUAUUCGUCGUUCCUGCUAUGGACUAUGAUCUGUCAGCAAGAUAGAUUAGAAUGUCUGAUGAAAGUGCUCAGAAGCAUCAAUCCUUGUGUGAUCUUUGUUGCUGAGAAUGAAGCAAACAUUAAUUCAACUGUCUUUGUGAGCCGUUUCACUGAAGCUCUUUUCUAUUAUGGUGCACAUUUUGAUUGUCUGGAAAAUUGUUUAAGUGAUGAUCCAGCAAGAAACAUCUUAGAAUCUGUAAAUUAUGGCCAUGCCAUAGAGAACAUCCUGAUGCCUGAGAAAGAGCAAAGGACAACCAGAUACGUAAAAGUUAACGUCUGGAAAACAUUUUUUACGCGUUUCAAUAUGGUUCAGAUUGAACUGAGUACUUAUUCCUUGUAUCAAGCAAGGUUGGUGGCCAAGAACUUUGGCUGUGGAAGUUCUUGCUCACUUGCCAUGGAUGGCAAAAGCUUACUUGUUGGGUGGAAGGGAACGCCGCUAAUUUCACUUUCAGUCUGGAAAUUUACAUGA
Molecule: messenger RNA, 1593 nt
Organism: Daucus carota subsp. sativus
Lineage: Eukaryota; Viridiplantae; Streptophyta; Magnoliopsida; Apiales; Apiaceae
Product: DELLA protein RGL1
Exons: 1
Coding region: 1-1593 (530 amino acids)
Biological process (GO): regulation of DNA-templated transcription
Cellular component (GO): nucleus
Molecular function (GO): DNA-binding transcription factor activity; sequence-specific DNA binding
Source: RefSeq, a predicted model, not a curated record